AUGAAUCAUCAAAAUGAUAAUGAUGAUGUAUCUACUAGUAGUGUAAAUGAUAAUGAUAACUCGUCUGUUCAACUACAACAACAUAGUAGUAUAUCUGAUGAAGUAAAGAACAACAACAACAACAACAACAACAACAUCAGUGGAGAAGCUAGUGGAAGUAGUAUCAGUAGUAACACGACACAGAACGCGGUGGAUUUGAAACAUCUGUUGCAAUCGGCAGUCAGCAGCAAUGACAUUUCGUUUUCACCGAUGAUCAGCUCACCCAACAACUCAUCGCCGUCGAUCGCACCCAAAAAGAAGACUAUCGAUGACUUUACCAUUGGCAAGGUUCUCGGUGAGGGUUCGUACGGUGCGGUGGUGCUGGGUACCGACAAGGAAACCUCGAUACAAUACGCCAUAAAAAUACUCGAAAAGAAACAUAUCCUCAAGGAGAACAAAGCGAAAUAUGUACAAAUAGAAAAAGAGAUCCUCUGUAGAGCCAACCAUCCAAAUAUCUGUAAAUUAUACUUUACUUUUCGUUCUGAAAAUUGUUUAUAUUAUGUAUUGGAAUUAUGUUCACAAGGUGAUUUACUACAUCACAUUAAACCAGUUGGAUCGUUCAACGAUCAAUGUACAAAGUUUUAUACAGCGGAAAUCAUUAGUGCACUCGAACACCUUCAUGGCAUCGGAAUAGUUCAUCGCGAUCUCAAACCCGAAAAUAUAUUGCUGGCGGACGACAUGCACAUAAAAGUAACAGAUUUUGGUACUGGAAAAAUCAUUGGUAACGCCACCAAAAAUAACAACACCAACACCAACACCACCAACGAAACAACAGCACCGGCAACAUCAACUCCAUCCUCUCCAGAAUUGACUCGUUCAAAUUCAUUCGUUGGAACUGCAGAAUAUGUUUCACCGGAAUUAAUCAAUAACAAAGAGACUUCGACAGAGUCUGAUCUUUGGGCAUUAGGAUGUAUUAUUUAUCAAUUGAGUACCGGACGAUUACCAUUCAGAGGAAAGACAGAGUUUUUAACAUUCCAAAAGAUUUCGAAUCGCGAGUUGGUCUAUCCGCUGAAUAUGAACCCGGUGAUAAAGGAUUUGAUUGAGAAGUUGCUAGUUGUCAAUCCAACCGAUCGGCUUGGCUCGAGGACAACCGGUUUCGAAAAGUUGAAACAACAUCCAUUCUUUGAGGGAAUCGAUUGGGAGAACCUACAUAGAGCGACGCCACCAACGAUUGCUCCACCCACCGAGAAGAUUGUCUUUGAGGAGACACACGACCUCUCAGCAUCCAACAAUAGCAACAACAAUAUUAGCAAUAACAACAACAGCAGCAGUAACAAUUUCAACAACAGCAACAACAACGUUGGUAGUAAUAGUAAUAACAAUCUCUCACAACAAUCACUUAGUUCGAGUAAUGGUAAUCUUGGCAACGGUCUGCAGAGCGGCUCGCCAACAGGAUCGUCACCGUCAAACUCAUCGCCAUCACAACAGCGAAACAGUGACCGCGCCAAAUGGGCGCAAUUCCUGCAGCCAAAUGAAAACAUUGUCGAGUCUGGAUUGGUGUGGAAGAAGAAAGGCUUCUCAAUCAAGAAGCGUCAACUCAUUCUCACGUCGCAGCCACGUCUCAUCUACAUCGAUCCCAAGAAGAUGGAACUAAAAGGUGAAAUACCAUGGUCAUCCUCAUUGAAACCUGAAGUAAAGAGUGGUUCAAACUUUGUUAUUCAAACACAAAUUCUAACGACUAUUACAUUAACUACAGCCAAAGAGAAAAUAUUUAUUAGAAGACGUUGA
Heterostelium album PN500 is the source of this 1767-nucleotide messenger RNA. It is a transcript of the gene pdkA, whose product is annotated as PDK1 family serine/threonine-protein kinase. Gene Ontology annotation, biological process: intracellular signal transduction; peptidyl-serine phosphorylation. The transcript has 4 exons. NCBI's taxonomy places the organism in Eukaryota, Evosea, Eumycetozoa, Acytosteliales, Acytosteliaceae. The record is from RefSeq and is a predicted model, not a curated record. The coding region runs from base 1 to 1767 and encodes 588 amino acids. Gene Ontology annotation, molecular function: ATP binding; protein serine/threonine kinase activity.